Messenger RNA from Diaporthe batatas, 1939 nucleotides. RefSeq lists its product as uncharacterized. Bases 193 to 1701 code for a protein of 502 amino acids. Lineage: Eukaryota; Fungi; Ascomycota; Sordariomycetes; Diaporthales; Diaporthaceae. The record is from RefSeq and is a predicted model, not a curated record. Gene Ontology annotation, molecular function: iron ion binding; oxidoreductase activity, acting on paired donors, with incorporation or reduction of molecular oxygen; monooxygenase activity. The transcript has 5 exons.
GCUGCAUACCUAGGUAAACAGAAACACUAGUGGUAACGUGCAUGAAAGGCCACCUGAUCUGAUCUUCCACUCCUUCUCCUCGUCUCAAAAAUUAUUCAUUCCACCCGAGGAGCUCAACACAUCCGAGUCCCUUCAGAGGCAUCUCAUUCUAUCUCAGUGUGCAACAGACCUGUUCACAAACUUCAAGCCGGCAUGGAAUUCUCAAUGAAUUGGACGCUGCUAGGUGGUGCGGUGGUCGCUUACUAUGUGACACUUGUCUUUUAUCGUUUAUUUCUUCACCCUUUGGCUCUAUUCCCAGGACCGAGGCUGGCAGCAGUCUCGCGAUGGUAUGAGGGCUACUAUGAUGUAGUCUUGGAUGGACAGUAUACCUCUAAGAUCGGGGAAUUACACAGAAUCUAUGGACCCAUCAUCCGCAUCAGUCCACACGAACUGCAUGUGAACGAUCCCAAAUUCUUCGACACCAUCUAUUGUAUGGAUGGACGUUGGGACAAGUACUCUUGGGCAUAUGAUGCAUUUGGAGCCAGAAACUCUACCAUAUUUGGCUCAGGACAUGACAAUCAUAAAUCCCGGCGUCGUGCUAUAGCCACAUUCUUCUCGAAGCCAAAUAUUGCUUCACGACAACCUGUCUUGCGCCGGAACCUGGACAAACUCUGCCAGCGUAUUUCCGGUCUCACUGGGUCUACCUUCAAUCUAGGAGCGGCCAUUAGUGCUUUCACGCGAGAUAGUGCCAACGAGCUUAUUGUAGGCAGACAGUAUAAUGAGCUUGACUCCGAUGACUUUGGUGUUGGACUAUCUAUCGCGUCUCAAGGAGCAGGACCAUUCUGGCGGAUAACCAAGCAUGUUCACUGGUUUGGUCCUACGAUCAGGGGAAUGCCAAUUGACUGGGCUAUGAAGAUGGCUGACGAUAACACGAAAGCUUUUCUUGGCUGCUUAAUGCAAUCGGAACAACACACACGAGAAACUCUGGCAGCAGCUGCAGCAUCGCCCCCUUCUGAUAAAUCAGCCGGUGAGACCAUGAUACACGCUAUUGUGUAUAGUGAUCUUCCACCAGCCGAAAAGACCUUUGAUCGUGUUCUCGAGGAGGUCAUGACGGUGACUGGUGCAGCGUUUGAAACAACCGCUAGCGCCCUCAGACUGAUCCUGUUCCAUGUCUAUACAAAUGAAGAGAUUCUGAGGCGGCUCAGGAUCGAGAUCACUUCACUUUCUGAGAAUUCGUAUGAUGCAAUCGAUUUGAAGAAAUUGGAGCAGCUGCCGUAUCUCACGGCGGUACUGACAGAAGGCAUGCGUCUUAGUCCUGCAAUUUCUUCGCGAGCAGCACGCGUCUCGGAUAAGGAUCUCUUUUAUGACAAAUGGCGGAUUCCUGCUGGCACGCCAGUUGGAAUGACUACUUUGUUGUUACACACUGAUGAGGAAUUGUAUCCGGAUCCAAUGUGCUUCAAUCCAGACCGGUGGUUGGUUUCCGCAGCUGGGGAAGCGACCGCUUCUUUGUACGCUCCGUUUGGACGAGGAACGAGGAUUUGCGUUGGCAUGCACCUGGCUUGGGCCGAGAUGUAUCAGCUUGUUGCUGCUUUGGUCCAGCGAUUCGAUUUUACCAUUAAGGAUGCCACAGCUGCGGACUUUGAGUUGUACCAAGACAACUUUGGAAUCGGGACCAGGGCAGGGUGUGACUUGCUGGUUCAUGCCACGCCAUACAAUCUCUGAUGAACAAUGCGAACUACUGAGAAACUUUUGUACACAGAACCUUGAAAGUGGGCAUGGAUGAUUGUGGAUGCUGAGAGUUUGAAUGAAUUGCCUCUGUAUCGUUGACCGAGAACCUGUUGAAAUUGAUGCGCUUCAAGAUUGCCGGCCCGUCAGAAGGCUCAGAUUAACAUUAUUGAGACAACUAGUUAGUAUUACAGACCGAGAUAUACGCUACCGUGGUUUGCACAUUCAUGAAAAG